GGGAGAGAGACAGAGGGAAGGAGGGAGAGACACAGAGAGGGAAGGAGGGAGAGAGACAGAGGGCAGGAGGGAGAGAGAUAUAGAUUUGGAGACCAAAGAGGUGGCUGAAAGUGAGGUAGUGUGAGCGUCUGUUUUGAUUGGAGACAUGGAGAUGGAGCCUCUAGGUGUGUGUGUUUCUAAACCAGAACAAGGAAACAGUCGUGUCCUAAAGGCUGCGCUGGCCGCAUGUGUGUGUUUCUGCAUCGCUCUGCUGCUUGCUGUCAUACUGGUUUCCCAGAGAGCCAAUCAGGAUGUCUUCUGCUUAACUCCAGAAUGUAUUGAAGCAGCUGGUUCUAUCCUCAGUAAGAUGGACCGGGCUGUGUCUCCCUGUGACGACUUCUAUGGGUUCUCCUGUGGUAGCUGGCUGAGAGACAACCCUAUUCCUGAAGAUUCCUCUUCUUACGGCGUCUACCCCUGGUUACGCCAACACGUUGAUAUCAUACUCAAGGAUUUGCUGGAGGCUCCAUCAGACUCAGAUGAGAUAGAAGCUGUCAGGAAGGCCAAGGUCUUCUACCGCUCCUGUAUGGACGAAGCUAUAUUGGAGAAAGUGGACAGUGGUCCUCUGUUGAAGCUUUUACAGCAGCCUGAGUUCCACUGGCCCGUCCUGGGGGAGGGGCUUGGGGGGGAGUGGCUCUGGUCACCAGGACGAUGGGACCUGCUGCAGACUUUGGCUCAGAUUAGGAACCAACACAGCAAGAGUGUUCUGAUUCGAUUAUACAUCGCCCCAGAUGACAAGAACUCCACCAACUACAUAAUUAAGUUGGAUCAGGCAUCUCUGUCUCUCUCCUCCAGAGAAGAUUACAUCACCAACACCACCAGCGCUCAGGCAUAUCGUAGUGCUCUCCUGAACCUCAUGGUGGACAUAGCAGUGAUGUUAGGAGCUCCACUGGAAGCAGCUGAGAUUCAGAUGAGUGAAGCACUGGCCUUUGAGACCAAACUGGCUCAGAUUGUGAUUCCAUUUGAGAACCGGACCAGUGAGUAUAUGUACAACAGAUACACCAUCUCCCGUCUACGCCGCUCCAUACCACAGUUUGACUGGUUGUCCUUUGUGAAGUCAGUAGUAGAGUCAAAGGGAGAAGGUGUUUCUGUCUACUCCUCUGAGCCAGUGAUAGUCCGUGUCCCCACCUACUUCAAACAGCUGUUUAAACUCCUCAACACCACUGAGCCCAGGACAGUUAGUAACUAUGUCAUGUGGAGGACAGUGUUCUCCAGGAUCACAACUCUCAGCCGACGCUUCUUAUACAGAUAUCUGGACUUCACACGGGUAACCACAGGAACGACCUCGCUGACCCCUCGUUGGGAUAAGUGUGUUAACUACGUAGAGAACACUCUGGUCUACGCCACCGGACGACUCUUCAUCAACACACACUUCCAGGAGGACAAGAAACACAUGAUGGAGGAGCUGAUUGAAGGAGUUCGCUGGGCGUUCAUCAACAUGCUGGAGAGAGACAACGACUGGAUGGAUGGACCGACCAAGAAGAAAGCUAUAGAAAAGGCUCAGACAGUCCUGGCCAAGGUUGGCUAUCCUGAGUUCAUACUGAAUGACACCUACAUCAACCAAGACAUAAAAGAGCUUGUAUUCUCUGAGGACAACUACUUCGGUAAUGUGAUGCAGACUCUGCGUUUCAUUGCCCAAUCGGAUCUCAACUGGCUGCGGAGGACUGUCCCUCGCACUGAGUGGUUCACCAAUCCCACGACAGUCAACGCCUUCUACAGCUCCUCCACCAAUCAAAUCAGGUUCCCGGCUGGAGAGCUCCAGAAGCCUUUCUUCUGGGGGCGGGACUAUCCUCGGUCUCUUAGCUAUGGAGCCAUAGGAGUGAUUGUAGGACAUGAACUAACACACGGCUUUGACAACAAUGGGAGGAAGUAUGAUAAGGAUGGUAACAUGGACCAGUGGUGGAGCAACGCAUCAAUCACAGCCUUCACUGACAAGACCCAGUGUAUGAUCGACCAAUACAACAGCUAUCGCUGGGAGGAGGCGGGACUAAAUGUGAGGGGGAAGAGGACCCUAGCAGAACAUUGUGUUGAUCUGUUAUCCUGUGUAAUCAGGUGAGGGGGAAGAGGACCCUAGCAGAACAGUGUGUUGAUCUGUUAUCCUGUGUAAUCAGGUGAGGGGGAAGAGGACCCUAGCAGAACAGUCUGUUGAUCUGUUAUCCUGUGUAAUCAGAUGAGGGGGAAGAGGACCCUAGCAGAACAGUCUGUUGAUCUGUUAUCCUGUGUAAUCAGGUGAGGGGGAAGAGGACCCUAGCAGAACAGUCUGUUGAUCUGUUAUCCUGUGUAAUCAGGUGAGGGGGAAGAGGACCCUAGCAGAACAGUCUGUUGAUCUGUUAUCCUGUGUAAUCAGGUGAGGGGGAAGAGGACCCUAGCAGAACAGUCUGUUGAUCUGUUAUCCUGUGUAAUCAGGUGAGGGGGAAGAGGACCCUAGCAGAACAUUGUGUUGAUCUGUUAUCCUGUGUAAUCAGGUGAGGGGGAAGAGGGCCCUAGCAGAACAGUGUGUUGAUGUGUAAUCAGGUGAGGGGGAAGAGGACCCUAGCAGAACAUUGUGUUGAUCUGUUAUCCUGUGUAAUCAGGUGAGGGGGAAGAGGACCCUAGCAGAACAGUGUGUUGAUGUGUUAUCCUGUAUAAUCAGGUGAGGGGGAAGGGGACCCUAGCAGAACAUUGUGUUGAUCUGUUAUCCUGUGUAAUCAGGUGAGGGGGAAGGGGACCCUAGCAGAACAGUGUGUUGAUGUGUAAUCAGGUGAGGGGGAAGAGGACCCUAGCAGAACAGUGUGUUGAUGUGUAAUCAGGUGAGGGGGAAGAGGACCCUAGCAGAACAGUGUGUUGAUGUGUAAUCAGGUGAGGGGGAAGAGGACCCUAGCAGAACAGUGUGUUGAUGUGUAAUCAGGUGAAGGGGAAGAGGACCCUAGCAGAACAGUCUGUUGAUGUGUAAUCAGGUGAGGGGGAAGAGGACCCUAGCAGAACAGUGUGUUGAUCUGUUAUCCUGUGUAAUCAGGUGAGGGGGAAGAGGAUCCUAGCAGAACAUUGUGUUGAUCUGUUAUCCUGUGUAAUCAGGUGAGGGGGAAGAGGUCCCUAGCAGAACUGUGUGUUGAUGUGUAAUCAGGUGAGGGGGAAGAGGACCCUAGCAGAACAGU
This is a messenger RNA of Oncorhynchus kisutch (coho salmon), 3170 nucleotides long. RefSeq names its product phosphate regulating endopeptidase homolog, X-linked (gene phex). Bases 146 to 2092 code for a protein of 648 amino acids. The transcript is spliced from 19 exons. Gene Ontology annotation, cellular component: plasma membrane. Gene Ontology annotation, biological process: protein processing. The record is from RefSeq and is a predicted model, not a curated record. NCBI's taxonomy places the organism in Eukaryota, Metazoa, Chordata, Actinopteri, Salmoniformes, Salmonidae. Gene Ontology annotation, molecular function: metalloendopeptidase activity.